AGGCGAGCCCAUGUUAAAGAGAAAGCGAAACUUAAAAACUUUAACUGUAAUAGGCUCGCUCCAGCACGUCAGAGUAAAUGGCUCAGCCGAAAGAACAAAUAAAGCAAGUACUAGAAAAAUACAUCUCAGACACCUUCAGAGACAUUGCAACAGUGAGGAAAUUUUGUGACAGAGAGCCAAAAUGGACUCUACAGAGGGAAUCGGAGCUAGACAUGAUGAGAGACAUCAAAGACCAGGCAGACCAAAUCUCUCUGAAAUUCGACCAUGUACAGAAGGCAGAGAAUAAAGCCAAGGCUUUUGGCGAGUAUCUAUGGAGUGGUAUGACCCAGGUCACAGCAGACUCCAGGAAGGAGGAACUGGAGAAAGAGCUGGGGUCAGUCCUGAAGGAUACUCUGGAGGGACUGGAGAAACUCCAUCACUUCCUGGAUGCAAUAGAGAGGCUAGCAGUCACCUCACUGUUUGUGUUUACGAGUGAAAGCAUUGUGCCAAGAGGGUUGAGCGCCGCGGCUGUUCGAUCACUGAUCUCUACAACCAGAGUUGUGUCUCCACUUCUCAUCCACUUCAAGAGAGAUGCAAGUGCUUUCUUCAUGCCCAUCCUCUGCAAUGUGGAGGUCUUGGCCUUCCAGCUGGACAAGUACAUCCGCAUCACAAAGCAGCUCUGCGAGAGAAUGGAGAAAAAAUCCAAGAGUGUUUUAUAUUCUGGAGAUAUUCGUGACUGGGAAAAUUCCAAACCUUCCCUGGAGUUUAUUUUGAACAUGGGUGAGGAGUCAGUGUGUAACUUGUAUGACCACUUAAAAAUGCUAAUCAGUAUCAGGAUGGAAGAGUCAUUCAGGCUGACGUUCCUUUUUAGUGAUGAGGCCCAGCACUUCAUUGACGUAUUCAGUCAGCGUGGCUCCAGAAUGCUUCAGUUCCUCUCUGAUUUAGAGGAGGCUGCAGUUCAGCUGGAUAGGAUGAAGCUGGGAUCCAGCAUCUCCACUGUGGCUGGAAGUUCUGUAGGCAUCGCAGGAGGUGUCUUGUCCAUCGUAGGCUUAGCUCUUGCCCCUGUCACUGCGGGGGUGUCCCUGGCCCUCACAUUGACAGGGGUUGGACUGGGAGUCACCAGUGGAGUUAACAGCUUAGUCACGGGCAUCACUGAAAUAGCAGUAAACAGCCAUCAUGGGCAGAAUGCCAAUAAUAUCUUUAUCAGGUUUAUGGAGGAUGUGCAGAAUGUUCUAGAUUGUGUGGAGCAAGUAGCCAACAGUGAGGGUCCUGUAGCAAGCCCUCAGAAGGUUGAUAUGGCCUAUGGAGCAGCGAAAUUAUUAGCAAAUACUGGAGCAGUAGCCAAAGGUAUUGAUGCCCUUGUAGAUGGGGCAUCAGCUGUGAAGGUCCUUAGGAGUGAAGAGGUGGUUAUGAAUGCAGUCGGUUUAGGGCUUCAGGAGGCUAAAGCAGGUCGGAGCAUCCCUAGCCUUGCUGCAGACCUGCCUGACAUUGGGCAGCUAGCCAAGGGCACUCCUCUGACCCUUUCAAAGUCAGCUAGGGCUGGACUUAUUGGAUUCAAUGCCUUCUUCAUUGGUGUUGAUGCCCUGUUUAUCUGUAAAGAAAGCAUAAGCCUGGCCAAAGGGAAGAAAAGUGAAACCUCUCAGCUAAUCCGCUCUAGAGCAUCUCUGUGGCGCUCAGAAGUGGAGGCAUGGGAGAAGAUGUACAAGUGUAUUCGUGAAGGGAUUUGGAAUUUCUGCAAAAAUCAAAAAAUUCUAGAACAGCCCUUUCACCCUUAAACAGAUACCUCAACCAAAAAUGCCCACAAACCAGGGAACAGAGCUCUAAUCAAAGUAAUCAUUGACAUAUUAAUUUAUUUGAAUCUUGUUCCUAGAAUUACAACUAAAAUAGCUAAAAUUGCUUUUAUUUAUCAGUCACAAUUGUGACAACAGGUUACUUGUGGGGGUGUGAAAUACUUGCUUUGGCACUAUCAAUAAUGCAUUUUUGUCACCAAAAUCAAUAACAGGUUUCUAUAUUUAUUUGAAUUGUUAAUGUAUGCUAUCUAUGAUAUUCCAGAAGAACCAGAAAAUUCUAGAGCAAGCCUUUUACUUAUCAGCACCUGAAACAGAGUCUUAGCAAGACUGAAUUGCUGCACAUUUACAAACAACUGGUCCUUGCAGAGAUCUUGCCAUUUCUUUUCAGAGCUCUUCCAUCUGAGAAUGCAAGGAACCUUGACCAGCUGUUAUUCUUAGAUCACAAACUUGACUUGGUCACGCAGGUUUCUCCUCUUCAACAUUUGGAGAAUUUGCCGUUUUCUCUCCAGGGAGGCCAACCAGGUGCUUGUUUAGUCUCGUGCCAUCUCCAAGCUUCAAUGCUGCAACUCUCUCAUGGUGGGUCUUCCUUGCAUGCAGUCAGGCCCUUGCAACUGAUCCGGAACAUUGCAGCAUGGCUUACCUAAAGCAUGCCUACAUUUUCCCAUGUCAUUCCACUAUUCCCAUGUCAUUCCUACAAUAAUUAAAACCUAAUCUGUACAUCUAACCCUUUGAGAUUCAAGUAUGACCCGGCCAACAUCCUUCAAGAUUCAUGGAAGACCAGCAUCAAGACUCUUCUCCAUUGUAGCACCCAAUUGGAGAAGUAAACUUCCACUGGGUGUCUAAACAAGUCCCUCACCAUCUUCACUAGUCAGCUAGUAAAAAAUCAGCUCUUUAAAAAAGCACCUUAAUUAAACCUAAUCAAGCAGUUUAAAGGAAGAUUUUAUAUUUGCACUUAUAUUUGACUCAUUUAAUAAUUGCUAAUGAAAUGUGUUUAAUUUUUUAGCAUUGUCAAGUCUGGCAGACUUGGUUAAGAGUAUUUUUGGACUGAAACUGAUUUGUUCUAGCUGAGGAUAGUUGUCAUUUUCAUGAAAGCUUGCAAAAGUUGUAACUUGUCAUUGUGACUGACCAAGUCAGUUGAUGCUGUUCUGUUAUUUGAAUUAAAAGGAAAAAAGCUAUGCAGA
Electrophorus electricus (electric eel) is the source of this 2950-nucleotide messenger RNA. RefSeq names its product apolipoprotein L (gene apol). Gene Ontology annotation, cellular component: membrane; extracellular region. The record is from RefSeq and is a predicted model, not a curated record. Gene Ontology annotation, biological process: lipid transport; lipoprotein metabolic process. NCBI's taxonomy places the organism in Eukaryota, Metazoa, Chordata, Actinopteri, Gymnotiformes, Gymnotidae. Gene Ontology annotation, molecular function: lipid binding.